This is a messenger RNA of Orcinus orca (killer whale), 2291 nucleotides long. It is a transcript of the gene EMID1, whose product is annotated as EMI domain containing 1. Bases 361 to 1677 code for a protein of 438 amino acids. The transcript is spliced from 17 exons. The record is from RefSeq and is a predicted model, not a curated record. Gene Ontology annotation, molecular function: protein binding. Lineage: Eukaryota; Metazoa; Chordata; Mammalia; Artiodactyla; Delphinidae.
UGUUUACGGGAGGCUCCCAAGCCCGAGGCCAGGAAGGUGUCGCGCUGGGAGGACCUCGGGCUCUCACUGGGUCAGCGUCUUCCAGUCGCUCAGCUCUCAUCGCGUCUCUGACCCACAGCCGAUCUCUGGCCGGAGCUCUCGGAUUCUCAAAAUGUCUGCUCAGAAGGCGAGUCCUCUGCGCCCUGACCCCACGGGACCCAACAACAGGAAGAUCUUUAUUUAAGAGCAUCCUUUUUGUCUGCUUAUAAAAGGAACACACCCCAUCAGCAGUUUCUUCCAAGAACGGGCUCACUGAGACAGAGGCCAAGUGAGCAGACAGCCGCAGACUUGAGGGAAGCUGUGAACAUCUCAACUCCAAGAAUGAGAGUUGCCUGUGCGCACAUAGGAAAAAGCAGGAACUGGUGCUCAUACGUGGUGACCCGCACCAUCUCGUGCCACGUGCAGAAUGGCACCUACCUGCAGCGCGUGCUGCAGAAUUGCCCCUGGCCCAUGAGCUGCCCUGGGAACAGCUACAGAACCGUGGUGAGACCCGCAUACAAGGUGAUGUACAAGACAGUGACAGCCCGCGAGUGGAGGUGCUGCCCUGGGCGCUCGGGGUCGAGCUGCGAGGAAGUUGUAGGCUCCUCUGGCUUCGUGGAGCCCAGGUGGUCGGGCAACACCAUGUGGCGGAUGGCACUUCGGCCCACAGCCCUGUCAGGUUGUCUCAACUGCAGCAAAGUGUCGGAGCUGACGGAGAGGCUGAAGGUUCUAGAAGCCAAGGUGGCGGUGCUGACUGUCACUGAGCAGGCAGUGCCCCCGACCCCAGCUGCCCCUGAGGACCCUGCCCCACUCUGGGGUUCCCCAGCUGCCCAGGGCAGCCCCGGGGAUGGAGGCCUCCAAGGGCUACCAGGAACCAGAGAAAACGUGAGGGCCCCUCUGCUCCCCCGAGAUGAUCGAGUUGGUGCCCGGGGGCUUCCUGGGCCCUCUGGCCCCAAGGGAGACCCUGGCAGCCGGGGCCCAAUGGGGAUGAGAGGCCUGCCAGGUCCGCAGGGCCCCCCAGGGAUCCCUGGCCAGGCUGGAGCUGUGGGCACCCCUGGAGAGAGGGGACCUCCAGGCCCCCCAGGGCCUCCUGGCCCCCCAGCCCCACUUGGACCACCCUACGCCCGGAUCUCCCAGCAUGGGGACCCAUUUCUGUCCAACACCUUCACUGAGACCAGCAGCUACUGGCCCCAGGGACCGACUGGGCCCCCAGGCCCACCAGGACCCAUGGGUCCUCCUGGACCUCCUGGUCCCAUGGGCAUCCCUGGGAAUCCUGGACAUAUAGGACCCCCAGGCCCCACUGGACCCAAAGGAAUCUCCGGCCACCCAGGAGAGAAGGGCGAGAGAGGACUGCGUGGGGAGCCUGGCCCCCAGGGCUCCAUGGGGCAGCAGGGAGAACCUGGCCCUAAAGGAGACCCUGGUGAGAAGAGCCACUGGAACCAGAGGGGUCAGGGGCAGACCCUGCCGGCACGGGCACCCCCAGCCUCUUGCGGGGCAAGAGGGGAGGACACGCCACCAGCUACCGGAUCGUGGCCCCCAGGAGCCGAAACGAGAGAGACUGAGUGUGGUGGUGGCCCCUUGGUGAGGGCCAGGCCAGGCUUCCCUUCCCAGCCUGGACUUGGCCAGCUGCCUCCAAGGUCCGCCAUCCGUAUUUAUUAAUAUCCUCAGGGUCCCUUCUGCCACCUAGGCCUUUGGGGUGGGCAUGUCUUGGUCCUGGCAGCCCGUGCGCAUCUGCCUCCUAUGAGGCUGAGCCGGGACUGGAGCCUGAGAGGGAGGUGUGGUCCAGGCAAGAGGUGAGGCUUUGCUCAGGGCCGUGGGCCUCAGUUUCCCUCUGUGAAAUGGGGUGAUGCAGGCCUGUGGGGAGGGGCGGCAGGUUUGGAGCUUCUGUCUUCUCAUCAACCGCCUGGCCAUCCAGGCCCCAAGCAACUGAGGGAUUUGGAAGCUGGGGCUCUGCCCGGCCCUCAGCACACCCAGGGAUGAUGAGAGUGGGCAGUCUCACCUCCCCACUCCCCAGCCAAACCUGGGGGACCCACCUGUACCCCUCGUCUCCUUGUUUUCUGGUGCUGGGUUCCUGACCCUGAGGUCAAGCUACCUGAUCUGACUGGAUAUUCAGGGCUCCUUGUCUCAGUUCUGACCCCUGAACCCUCAGUCCUUCUCAUGUCCCAGGCGGAGGGGGCAUGGAGAGGGAGGGGCCACCUGCUCCCACAACGGCUUGUGACAGACACCAGGAGGUAGAUGUGUAUUGGCCAAUAAAGGCCCCCAGCCUCACUGCC